AUGCGAGGUCGCGCGCUUCCUGUGCCUUCCGGGCAGCCUGCCCAGAAUGGUCAUUCGCGCAACCACUCGGGCCUCGACAUGGCUCGCAGCCCGCCCAACCCCGGCAACAAGAACACCAAACAUGUUCCCUGCAAAUUCUUCCGCCAGGGUGCCUGUCAGGCUGGCCCCGCCUGUCCUUUCUUACAUUCAACCGACUCGGCCGUGGACUAUGCUCCAUGCAAAUACUUUACCAAGGGCAACUGCAAGUUUGGCGCAAAGUGUGCAUUGGCGCACAUCCUCCCCGAUGGGCGUCGGGUCAAUCGCCCGACUGGGGGCAUGAGCGUGGGCGGCAGCCAUCUGAACCUCGGUGGCCGAGUCAAUCCGCAGACCUAUGUCAACCAAGACUCCGCCUUAACCAACUCCGUCCUCUCGCAGCAACGCAUGAACGGUCACGAGCCUCGAUAUGCCCAACAGGAAGACUUCCCAGCCUUGCACGGGCAGCAGCAGCCCAACUAUGAUACGAUCCCCACGAUUGAUGCCGGGCUGGCCUCCGACCCAGGUUCCAAAUAUGGCUCACCGGCGGACGACGUUCGAUUCCCCAUGUCGCCCAAUCACCACCAUCUUACAGCCUUGGAUGCACCACUCCCAGCCUCAUUCGACAGCCAAGGGAUCUCGCAUGCCGCCCGCUAUGGUCCAGUAGCUGCCUCCGUCCCCUCAAAAUUCGGCGUUGAACUGUCUCCACCGACACAGCGCCCCGGCGCAGAAGCUUUUCGGAACCUGCGCGACUUUGGACAAGGGUCUGAUUUCCGAAAGCAUUCGUCCAACAUCGGAUCAUCUCCUCCUGCACCUGAUGACAACAUUGGCCCCCGGUUCCUGCACUCCUCACGCCCCGUCAAACCACGCAUGCUCUCCGCGUCCGUGCCCCGACCUGCCGCCCUCGAUGACUGGGCGGAGGGCGACUUUCCCAUGGAGGAGGACUAUCUUCCAAUUAACCUGCACGAUGAUGUCCUCACACCACAGGAGAAGUUGCGUCGACUCUCGCGGACAGACCAUGACUUGAGUUCGAGCCACCGCGACAUGAGUGGCCUGGGCAUGACCAGCUCCAGUUUCUCCAAGAAUGGCUCACCCUUGGCUUCCAGUCCGUCUCGUUUUGGUGCGCUGUUUGCCAAGCAACGUCAAAAGAAAGAAGACGAUACCCACGGUUCCUCCUACCCGCACAUUGGUUCCCCGCUGCGUGAAUCGUCUUUGAAUCCAAUUGGCAGCCCUAGCCUGGGUCCCAUUGGCAGCCGUGCAUCCCAAGACGGCUCACCAUUUGUCUCCAGCCCUGGUCGCCAGUCGUCGAUGUCUAUGAUAUCCGAGCAGCUCAGCGGCAUGUCCCUCCACCCAGGCCCUGUCCGCCUCUCUUCCGGCACCGGACCGAGCAGCAGUGGCCGCCUGGACCGUUCCAUGGCCUCUCCGUUACCGACAAGUAAGAUCGACGAAGAGGAGCAGAGCGACUUGGUCUUCUCCAUGGAGGAAGAGGAGGGCAACAAGCGGAACAGUGCAUCCUGGAACUCCGAUACCAAGGAAGCUUCCGCCGCUUAA
This is a messenger RNA of Penicillium riverlandense, 1563 nucleotides long. RefSeq names its product putative spindle poison sensitivity protein Scp3. NCBI's taxonomy places the organism in Eukaryota, Fungi, Ascomycota, Eurotiomycetes, Eurotiales, Aspergillaceae. Gene Ontology annotation, biological process: protein polyubiquitination. The record is from RefSeq and is a predicted model, not a curated record. The transcript is spliced from 3 exons. Bases 1 to 1563 code for a protein of 520 amino acids. Gene Ontology annotation, molecular function: ubiquitin protein ligase activity; metal ion binding.